AUGAAGCGCGGGCGAGUGACGACUCGUGGCUCGACGCGUCGUGCCUUACGACGGAAGAACAUCGUGCUGGAUGAAGAGGACGAAGAGGAAGAAGAAGAGGAAGAAGAAGAAGAAGAGGAGGAGGAGGAGGAGACGCCGGUGCCAAAGCUGACGCGAGCGCAGGCCAAGAAACAGGAGGAAGAGGCCAAGAAGAAAAAGGAGAAGGAGAAAGAGGAGAUGGAAGAAGACGAGGAGGAAGAAGACGAGGAGGAGGAGGAGGAAGAGGAGGAAGAGGAGUGUGUGGGCAGACGCAGGAUGGUUCGUGGACGCCAAAGGAAGGAGUCGGGGGUGAGAGGGUUGAAAGAUCCUCCUAGAAAAAAACAGAAACGAAAGAUUGUAGACUCGGAAGAAGAGGGGGAAGAAGGAGCGGAGGUGGAGGAGGAGGAGGAGGAGGAGGAGAAGGGAGAGCAGCAGGAUAGGGACGAGGUUGAAGAUGAAGAAGGAGAAGAAGAAGCAAAAAGAGAUAGUGAAGAAGGAGAGGAAGAAGAGGACGAUGAAGAAGGGGAAGAGGAGAAAGAAGAGGAGGAGGAAGAAGAAGAAGAGGAGGCGGAGGAAGAAUUGGGUGACGACGACGACGAUGAUGAUGACACGGACGAAAAGAUGGAGAGGAUGACUUUUCGGAAACGAAGUGUGCUGGCGCGGGUGGGGGAGAAAAAGUCGAUGAUGAUUCGAAAGACGAGAGCAAAGACUGCUUCAUUCGCGAUAAGUAACAGAAAAGUGUCUGCGAUGAAACCGCGGAUAACGAAAGAGCGGCAGGCGCGCAAAAAGACGAAACAAAGUUCUGAGACUGAAGAGCAAGAGGAGCAAGACGCUCGAGGCCAGGAAAAAAGCACUGGAAGGACGAAAGUCAGAGAAGAUGACGAUUCGUUGAGUGAGAUGUCGUCUGCCGCUGCGACGCCGUCAUCGUCUCCAGCAAAGCGUAACAGCUUGUCGAUUGAUACGCUAAUGAACGACGCUAACGAGGACGACGACCAUGGUGAACGAUCGGAUGUCAAGGUAACGACAGCAUCUGCAUCUGCAUCGGACGCUGGAACGGAUGGAGACGGAAUUUCAGGUCAAUACUUCCGUGGGGCACUUUGUGAAGCCACAACGGAGUCUAAGAUGAUGGAGGUUCUGAUGGAAGCGUGUAGUCGACUGCUACGAGAAGGAAAGUCUCCGAGUCGACUGUUAUCCAUCGGCUUGCUCAGUGCUGUAAAGGAGGACCCCAAGCGGUUCGAACAACCCGCGAUACUUAAAUAUCUGCUGCGGUUACUUCGAUCGAAGCACUACAUCGGAAAAAAAGAUUUGAUAGAUCUUGGAAACAAGGCUAGCACGACCACAUCACUGGGGUCUGGGCAUCUUCCUGGGUCAGCGGAAUAUCAUCAAAUAUCGCUCCCUGUGUUGGUGACGAAUCUUCUGUUCCAGAUCAUGAAGGACAAGGAUGAGUGGCCAGUCGAUAGCGUCAAAGUGUUUCUGGAUGAUUCGCUUUAUUCACGAGUCUGGGUGGACCAUGAGCUCAGCCAGCUUUUUGUUCAAAAUGUGAAGACCGUGCUAGACACAGAUGGCAGCGAUCAGGAAUUUACUCAGUCUCAGGUUCGACAACGUUUCCGGUGCGCAAGUGUGGCGCAAGAGAUGAGAAGCCUCAUUACCAAUCACAUCAAAUCGCGUCUUGUAGAGCUGAACAAGGAACGGUCCAGUAAUUCGAGUGGAUCCGCCGUGACGGGUAGCAACCAUGCCGUCCGGAAUAUGAUCCUAACACUCGCUGACUUUGCCACGAUUCCCCAAGUGCGACUACUUGGUGCUGAGAAUUUGGAAGUGUGGCUGCAGAACCCGUCCGUUAAAGGUCCAGCGAAAGAGUUGCUGAACAAGAUUGUUUCGCUCUGCAAAUCGACAAGCUCUCAAGACAUUGCUAUGGUGGACCUGCUUUUGAAGCUAAAACUAAAGCCAACCAUGUUUCAGCUGAAAGUUGAAGUCAUCACGCAUCUCGUAUGCAAUAACCCUGUUUACUUGAAGCGUGCUCUUUCGAUGUUCAUUGCCCGAGAGCGCUUUAGCAACACAUCACGAGACGUGGAUAACAUCAAAGUGCUUCAGCACAUAUUUCGUGCGUCGCGCUCGGCAUCUGCUUCUUCAAUUCUGGGUGACCCGGAUGACUCGUUUUACCGUCGCCCGAUAGAGCACCGAGGAAUUCUUGCCAGUCAGGAGCUUGCACACGUAUUUCGAGAAAUGGCGAGCGUUUCUGACGUCACUCCAGUGCUCAAGACGAUUGUACGCAAGAUUCUUAAGCAGCUAACAUUUGAACAGGUUGACAUAAAGGCGUUGUGCGUUGGAAUUCUCAAUAAUGAUCGUCACUGGGAUGCGUUGGCGGGUGAUGCGCGAAUCUUGGACUACAUGGGACUUGUCACCGGUGUCGUAUGGCUGAUACUGCUUAUGCGUGGAGCAGCUGUGAAGAGUCUUCAAAUUCAGCAGUCCAGUGCAAUCAACCGUCAGGGCACUGGAUCGGCCACUCUCGGUUCGUCAGGUCUCAAGCACGGUGGUGCUCAAGCUGCGCCUCGUCGUGCUGCUAACCCACCACUUUUGGUCUCUAGGGCAAACAGACUUGGUCCCCAAAAGGCUAAGCCGUCAUUGAGUAAGUCCUCGCUAUCCUUAAAUCACGCCACUGUUAGCGGGAGUGUGAACACAUCAGUUAGUCAAGGCCCUACCGGAAACAGCGGCAGCAGCAUUGGUGGCGGCGCACCACCCGAAGGACCGAAAACCGUGAAAAUGUCUGUAUGGGCUAAGGAGGAACUACAACAAGCACUUGCUUUUGUGCAGCGAGAGGCAAUUGUUUGUUGCCGUGACGUCUUCAAGCACUUCGGGCUUAGCGGUGACGCGCCUUUCGAGAAGAUGCUUUACGAGAGCAUUGUAAAAAAACUGCUUUUUCUUGAAAUGCCACCAGACGUGCAAGCAACAGAGCACGAUCGGACUUGUUUCCAAGCAACGCAGGAGGAUAUUCCUGUUCACCCCGACUCGUUGGAACUGCUAACGAGCCUAUUUGUAUCGUGCAAGGCCAUCGACAGUAUGGAAGCUCUUCGGACGCUGGAAACAAUCGUUUUCCGCGGCGCCGAGGCCCACAUGAACCGUGAAGCUUUGUGGCGCCACCACGAGAAUGAUUUGGGUGCAUAUGCUCAGAAUGGUGGUGUGCUUGGCAUAAAAUUGAACGAUGGUCACUUUGUCCCGCACUUGCUUCAACUGGCAAUGUGGCAAGGAGUCGACGACAAGCAGGAGCAAAAGUUCUGCCACUCAAGUCGCUUUUGGAUUUGCUGCUCUAUUUUACUGAUUGUUGGAUGCUUUAACCCCGACACUGUGGGUGCGUCUUUAUGGGAAGAUUUCCCGACUUUACGAGCGAUGAUGCAGAUGAUCAUUACUGGGCGAUAUGAGUUCCCCGCCAUAAAGUCUCCCGAUCCUCUGCUACUCGGGGAACACGGCAAUGCGUUUCCAGACCUGAUCCAAGGCAAUUUGCAGCUACGAGACUAUGAACAGCAAUUUCUGCAGCUGAAUCAAGCCGAUCCAUCAGUGAUAGAGGAUCCCGUUAUGCUGUUCGAUGCCCGCGGAAUGGCACGUCAACCGCCACCGGCAAUUUUGGAUCACUUGCGUACUCUGAAUCUCAAGUUCAAGCUUGGUAUACGUCUCCGGCAGAGCCGUAAGAAAGAUUUUCUCAUGGAGAUGGUUGCUGGAAACGGUGAAAAACAGGCAGCUCUAAACACCAACCCGACCGACACUUCAACUGACAGUGCGUCGUGGAUCGCAGACGUUGUGUGCGAGGACUUCGAUACUGUACAAUACCUUCCGCAUGGAUGCUUGUGUCAGCUUCUUCUUCUUGCAUUGCGGUUCAACAACUCCCGUGGAAGCUUGCAAGGACAUAUUCUACCAAAUUUGCCUGCGUUGACUAAGAUAAUUCCACGCUUACUGGAAAAGCUGCGCGAAUAUCUUGCCGACGAAAAUGGUAGCUCGGGGGUGGCAUUCGAUAUCAUUCUGUACUAUCUGGAAUGCUUGAAUUCGCCCGAGUUGGCUACGCGACGAGUCGCUGGUCAUAUUUUGUACUUGUUGACUGCGCCUCGCACCGUUGAUGAAUUAUUGAAAGAGACGUAUAGGGUCAAUACUACUUCUAGUGGAGAAAGUAGCUUGAGCUUUUCGUGGCUUCAAGAUUUGGCAAAGCUAUCAUGCUAUGGUAAUAUUCGUAAUCAAAUCUCUCGCUCUCUGGAAACCCUACUGGAGCUGGAGGCAUCAAUUCCGUCACUUGGCAAUUGCAUGAAAGCAUUACAUGAUUUCUCGAAGAAUUGGAGCGAUGUAACAAUUCGUGCUGGUGCGUUGGAACACGGCCAAAUGGAUGACGAUGCCAACCAUCCCCAAAAAAGCGCUAUCGAGCAUUCGAUGCUUCUAGCAGGUGCGUAUGGGCGACUUCUUGCUGGGCGUGAUCUGAUUGCGACGCUGCUGCUCAAAGACCACGAUAUAUACGUCAUCGCUGUGGAGGUAAUAUGGCGUGCAAUCGAAUCGCAGCUAGAAAUAGCCCCGCAGCUAAAGGCAACCUCAGGUAUCAGCUUUUCAGACUGCAAGGUAUUCUACGUAACCGACGGAGCAAACACCAUUCGUGAGAUCAAGCUUCCCCUCGCAAUUAUUCAUGGUGCCAUUCAAGUGCUCUGCUCACCACAUGCACACAGCAAUCUACCUACACACGAAAGCAACCGAACUGCCACCUGCUUAGCGAGGUUGACCCAGAGCUUAUUUCCAAAAGCGACGGCGAAUGCAGCUAUCUUGUCUAGCACUGGUCUUGUUGCUACGAAGGACCCACGGUUGUAUCCGGACCACUUGCUAAUCAAACUCGCAGCCGCAACCUCGUCAACAGCGUCACACCUUUGUGCUGCUGCUAUACGUGCAAUGUCAAACGAAGCGUUAUGGAGUCUUCUCGAGCAGUCAGCCCUCGCUAGCCGGUGCCUUGAGAUGGCGUUGUGCAUCAUUCUCGAGACAGCACAGAAGUCCGAGAGCAAAGCUGUUGCCAGCCUGCUCGCGGUGACCAAAGAGUCAAAUGUUUCGGCUGCAGCGGGUGUUGUACUGAUGCAAAUUAGUGUCUAUGAUGCGAUGGAUUCGCUCACACCGGCCGUUGUUGAGAGUCUGAAGGCGCUACGUACUUGGCUGCAAGUACGGUAUGAAGUUGAUGGUAGUAUGAUUGCUGACCAAGAUGAGGAGGAGGAGGCUCUCUUGUUAUCUGAAGGGUUUACCACAUUCAAGAUCAAAGCAGUAUCCGAUUCUUGUGUCACACCCAGCACGUCUCCAUUUUACACGGAACCGAUGGUUGAAAGCGUUGAUAAGCCGUCACGACAUAUUUCCGACCGUCCGCAAAGUGAUGUCACGCUAUUCGAGAAUGCCUACUUCAGCUCAGCGGAAUCUUGGCAAGCAAAGAACGAUGCGGCACCGCCUGACAACAGAUCGCCAUUGCUCAACUGUUUAGUAAAAGAGUUCAAGGGGAACUCUAGCUCGGGAUCCUUACCAGCUUCCAUCGUCCCUGCAGACUUCGUUGUAGCCGCAAGCCAAUCGGUGCGACGGUCGUGCCUGACGAGUGAGGACACGACCACGUAUUCUGCGGCUGAUAUGUGGACGUUGCUCACAUCUUUGCUGCAUUUUGCUCGCUCUUCUUGCAACUCAACAACAGCCGCUGCCCAACUUGCGAAGGCGUUGCUCCACGUUACGGAUCACUUACCAACUUGCACAAGUGCUUCGCACCGCAAGGAAUGCAUUGGAUUUGUACGUCGUGUACUCGACAAUCUUGGCGAAUAUUUUGCGGGAUCGUACUCGGCUUGUGUUAGCUUUAUUCGGCAUUUGUCGGCCAUCUCCACAGCAGAAGGUCUCUACUUACUUGAAGAUCCACCAACAGCUCAAGAUGUUUUGACAGUACUUAAGUUGGUCGUGCAGUUCAUCGAUGGAAGUCUUACGUGGUGGAAAAUUCAGGGCAAGGUGCUUCAACUGGAUGCCAUGACGCUUUACGGUUUGGUGGUGCUUGUGAAAGAAGUCGAGGUACUUGAACGCCUUCAAGUCGAUACGAGAAUUACGCCAAGGUCUUAUGCCGCGGGACUCUUGGUGCGCGUCGCGCGUGACCAGGGGGACGAUUGUACGAUACUGAACCUGUUGGACCCGAUCAUGUCAGCUGACCCUCAACUCGGAAGUAUGAGUGGCGUAGUUUCGAUACAUGUAGACGUCAAGCAAGACCUCAUCGGAGCCUUGUACUUCCAGCAUCCCCGACUGGUAGCUGAACUCAUGGGUACGCUCGAUCCAGACUGGGAGUCAUAUGUCAUCGUAGGCGUCGCAGAUACUACUUCAGACGAGCAUCGUGAGCUGGUCAUUCAGGAUCGUCGGUUAUUGUCUCAGGUGGAUGAUACCCUUCACGACCUGACAAAGGAUGGCUCUGAGGUCAUCGAGCGAUUCCGAGAGCUGACUAGGCUUCACCCGAAACUGGUAUUGUCGCGUUUUCCUCGGCUGCUCAUGCAGUACUUCGGCACUUUAUCGCUCUCACAGCUUUAUCUUAACACGACGUUUUUUCAGAACAUUCUGAGCGCCAUGCAUAUCACGUGGCCCUACGUGCGCCAUCAACAAAGCGUGAUGGAACCGUUUUGCCAGUUCCUGUUUGAGAUCCUGCGGGUCGUAGCAGACCAUCAUGCUGUUGAAUUCUACCAACUCGUGUCCCACACAUGGGAGUUUUUCUAUGAUGCGCUAGAGGCAGACUUUGAUCUUGCGACUGAUCUGAUUUUCUCGGCACCGCGUAUCGUCUUGUUGGAAAGCAUCGUGAGUAUGUUCGAUUCUCAGCCGGGAACAAAAGCGUUUGGCGAGAUUUUGGCACAACGUCAUAGUGAAGCGAGCUUGUACGCGACGCUUGACUCGAUCCGGAAGCGACGUGACAACCAUGGUUCAGGGGCGAGCCAACACCAGCAGAUUGAGCAGCUGAUAACUCAAAUUGAGAGCGAAGACUUUGUGCUUGCUUCAGGCAACAAGUCGUUGACUGAGCGUAUCGACAUGACAGUCAUCACCCAAGGACUACGGGCCAUCGAUGUUUUGUGUGCAAAGGCGGACCAGGGGGCAGCUGGAGUGGCUUUGUUGCGGCGUUGCGCAGCGCCAGUGGCGUCGCUGCUAGUGACGGAGAUGGUAACGAGAGCAAUCAUGGCAACGCUGUGCCAAACGUUGCUGAACUUGAUGAGGAACGACUCAGUCUGUAUCGACGAAAUCAUGCGCUCCUACGUAAAAUGCUUGCGCUCCGUGCGAGCAAGCUUGAAGGAAGCUGCCAUCAACGUCGUUCUCGAGUUCCUGGUCUUUGCUGACGCGCAGCAGCGGCGACAGAUUCUGCAACAACUCUUUGACGACCCAAGCGAAGUCGCCCAGAGCAAGCUCGGCAUGUAUUUGAAAAGCACUGCGUUUCGCACGUCACUUCUCGUGGCAUCGAAGGUGUCAACAUAA
Messenger RNA from Peronospora matthiolae, 7497 nucleotides. The record is from the annotation of a GenBank genome assembly. NCBI's taxonomy places the organism in Eukaryota, Oomycota, Peronosporomycetes, Peronosporales, Peronosporaceae.